Messenger RNA from Hippocampus zosterae (dwarf seahorse), 4484 nucleotides. RefSeq names its product Krueppel-like factor 6. The transcript has 4 exons. Gene Ontology annotation, molecular function: DNA-binding transcription factor activity, RNA polymerase II-specific; RNA polymerase II cis-regulatory region sequence-specific DNA binding. Gene Ontology annotation, biological process: regulation of transcription by RNA polymerase II. The coding region runs from base 169 to 1032 and encodes 287 amino acids. The record is from RefSeq and is a predicted model, not a curated record. Lineage: Eukaryota; Metazoa; Chordata; Actinopteri; Syngnathiformes; Syngnathidae.
CGUGUGUAGUUGUAACCGCGAGAACGAAGAGGAAGAGGUGAGUUGAGAGGGAGCUGACACUCGGGAGCAGACUUCAGUCAGUGACCGCUGCGCUCCGCAACCAGCGCGACGUACACGCGCACGCAGGCACGCACGUACGAAAGUACGACCACCAGGCAGCCCUCUGAGAUGGACGUCAUCCCCAUGUGCAGCAUCUUCCAGGAGCUCCAGAUCGUGCACGACACCGGAUACUUUUCCGCGUUACCGUCCCUGGAGGAGUACUGGCAGCAGACAUGCUUGGAGCUGGAGCGCUACCUGCAGGCCGAGCCGUACGUGUCGGCGUCCGAGCUGAAGUUUGACAACCAAGAGGAUCUGUGGAGCAAACUGAUGCUGGCCUGUGGCGACAAGGCGGCCGACCCCAAGCUGGCCAAGGAGGACGAGGAACCUCCGGAGAGCCGAGACGCCGCGGGCUGCUGCUUCCACUCGGACGCCAGCAGCGAAGCGUCGGACUGUUCCGAAGAACUGUCGCCCACCCUCGACUUCCCCGCCGGCUCGCUGGCCGAUCUCCUGGGCGACAGCCCCGAGGAGGACCUGAGCGCCGCCUGCGCCGCCGCCGUCAUCAUCGGGACGCCGCCCUCUUCGCCCGAGCUGGCCAAGGAGGGCCUGGCGGGGUUGCAGGUGUGGGGGGGCGGCGGCCAUGCCGGACCGCAUACGGCGGGGAAAGGCAGGACGAGCGGCGGCGCGGAGAGGGCGGUGCUCGUCGGUGGGGAAGCGUCGCCCGACGGCAGGAGGCGAGUGCACAGGUGUCUCUUCAACGGAUGCAGGAAGGUGUACACCAAGAGCUCGCACCUCAAGGCGCACCAGCGCACCCACACAGGCGAGAAGCCGUACAGAUGCUCGUGGGAAGGCUGCGAGUGGCGCUUUGCGCGCAGCGAUGAGCUGACGCGCCAUUUCAGGAAGCACACCGGAGCCAAGCCAUUCAAAUGCAGCCACUGCGACAGGUGUUUUUCCCGUUCGGACCAUCUGGCCUUGCACAUGAAGCGGCACAUCUAAGGUGGCGACGGCGGCGUGGAAGGCUAAGGCGGGACAAAUCGGGCAGAUGUUUCCUGACCUGUGUGGCGUCAGCGAGGCCGGUGGGGCGUGUCGACAAGGUACCACGGCGGCGCACCGUGGCGGACGACGUUCCCGUCAGCGGGGGGGAAAAAAAGCAGGACGUACACGCAGGCUCUCGUUUUGCACCGUACUCAGUGCCUCCGACAGCUCGCUGUGCUGGAGUAGGAAAGUUCCGAAAAGGACGAGAAUUCGUGUAUGGUGUUUGGCGCUUUUUUUUAAGGCCCCCUCCCUACCCCUGGCCGGAGGAUCUUGGGACUUUUCGGGGGCGCAGCGGAGUGUUUGGACUGCGGAUGCCUGCGCUGGUUUGCUGAAGUGCGGCGUGCAUGGUGGACGAAUGGCGUCUUUUUGUCUCAGAGUGAAUGAGAAGAAAGCCUGGAGAGCAACGGAGGGUUUCUGUGUUUGUUUGUGUGCCCUCUGGAGGACUGGAGGUGGAACUACAGCUUCCUGCUCAUUGGAAAAAAAAAGACAAAAAAAUAACGGAGGGAGGAUUUUUUUUGGGUGCAGCUAAUAAAUGUGCAAUGUAUUACGUAGCCUGUCUGAAAACACACAUGCCAGAAAGCUCAUUUUUGUUGUUCAAGCGAGCGAGAGAAAUUCAAAGCAAUGAACGUCAACAGUGGGAAGUGGCACAGGAGUGUCAAGGACACGCUGGAAAGGAAACUCAUUUUGAUCUGGAAAAAAAACUUCUGCGAUUUUCUAACUUUUUCUAGAGAAAAUGUGAGUUUAACCUCAUCAAGUCUAAUUUACACUUGCAAUAGUAUCUUUGGCACGUUUUUCCUCAUGAAGAUUUCUAAUCUCCUAAUAGUAAAAAAAAAUUAAAAAAUCUAGAAAUCAAUUUUUUGAGGGGAUAGAAAUCCACCUUGAAUCCUUUUACAACUUCCCCAAAAUCAGACUUUAACCUUGUAAAAUUCAAACUGAAGCACAAAAAAUAACAAUUCUAUUCUUUUGAAAUCAAUGAAUAUUUCCAUAUCCUACAGGGUUUGGAUUUAAUUGCCGUUUUUUCUUUCCAGUGUUUUCUUUCGGAGGUGUGUCGCGUUUUUUUUUUUUUUUUUUUUUGACUGAACAGUUCAGUCAUGAUUUCGCCCUUUUGUUUACGUGUCAACAACACAACACUUGACAUGCUCCUCCCGAAAAAAAGUCCCAUCGCCAACUAGUGUCUUGGCGUGCAAAUUGCAGCGUGUUGACCGGGUGUACAUGUCACGUUAAUGCUGUGGGGAGGGCAGGGAUUGCAUGAGUGAGGAGGGGGGGGGGGGGCUCUGUUCACAUUUUAUUGCGAUUGCAGGAUGACGUCAUUGGAGAGCAGCUCCCUUCACGUUGCUAUUGUUGAAAGAUGCAUAACAAGGCUUUUUUGUUGUUGUUGGGAAUACCACUUAAUAAUAGCGCUUUUAGAGGUGAGUCGCCUUCACUUUUUCUUUGGCUUAGACAUGUCGAAACAAAAGCGAGAGGAAAAAAAGUGCACUGUUGACCUUACUGAUGCCUUACGCAAGUGGCCUUGUCCUAUUCAACACACACAUGCAGUCCUUGAAAAAGCUUUACAGACACUCAUUUCCUCUCAACCGACUCCCCCCCCACCCCGCCACAAUAAAACCCCGUGCAUCACAGUCGGAAAAAAAAGACAGACAUUUUCAUUUUUGACAAUUCUUUUUUCUUCUUUCAACUGUGUCAGACAGGAAUGUGUGGGCGCCUUUGCUACUGUGUAGGAAACCUUCGGCUCCAAGUCAACCAGAGAGCUUUCAAAAUAAGAUGACAAAAUUAUUUAUAUGUGAAAAUGUGACUCCCCUUUUAGAUUUUGACUUUACAUUUUUGCAUUUUAACUAGUCUUGUAAUAUUAUGACCUUUUUCCUCAGGAAAAAAAUACAAAGACUUUAAUUGAUGUACAUUUAAGAUGUAUUCUUUUCAAAUGAUCCAAUUAAAAAGUUAAAUAAAUGGCCAAUCGCCAAAAUAAAUGACUUUUUUUCCACUUGAUAAAGAUCCAACACUCAUUUCAGAUUGUGACUUUUUUUUGUCAAAAAGGUUAACUUGAUCUUCCUAAUAGAAAGAAAAAAAAUACAACGUAAAUGUAGUAAAAUUCAAUUUUUUUCUCAAAGAAAACAAAUAUUUAAAAUAUUUUAAUGUUGUGAUUUGCAACUUCUUUUCUUGGGACAAGAAUGACAAUUUAAUACUUGAAUUUUUUUCUUAAAAAAAUAAAUAAAACAACAACGAUUAUCUCCCCCCCACCGCCACGAUAAAUAAAUACAACAUUCAACGAAACGUCCGUCUGAACUUCGACUUGAAAAGCGUUCUGACUCUGUGAGAAUUUCUCAACGACAUGGUUGUUCCUCUCGCAUGUUGAUGUGAGUGAAACCUGCAUGACCGGUUUGUCAUUGCGUUGAUACUGAAUGCCGAUGUUUAGCUUGAAGCGCUCAUGCCAACCAAAUAAACUUCAAUCUUGUCAUUUGAAAACAGUUAAAAAUGAAUUAAUACAUAAAUGAAUACAUUUGAAUUUGUAAGAAUAUGACUUUUUGGGAAAAAUGUAUGACGUGAAUCCGAAAAUGUUCUCACUUUUUUUUUAAUGCAGUUUCUUGAAGUGCUGACAUAAUUCUCGCAAUAUUCUGACUUUUUCCCCCCCAACAAAAACUUGAUUUUCUGACUCUUAUUUUACGUUUACAGUAAGACUUUAAUUUUGUAAUCUAACUUUUUUCCAAAAAAAGAAACUUGUGUACUACUUUUCUACCCCUACAACAUUCAUCUUGUAGUUGUUUGACAUUUUGAUAGAAAAAAAGGACUUAAAUCUCAGCAUAUUGAGUUUUUGUUUUUAAAAAAAAAAGCAAAUGUAAUUUAUUUCUCGGAAGAAAAUAAGACUUCAACCUCAGAUUUUUCUUCUCAAAAUAUUCAGACUUUUGUGAGGGAAAAAAAUUCAAUGUAAAUAAAAUUUUUAACCCCAAAAAUUAUGCGAGUGUAUAAAUAUCGAGAAAACAGGGAGCUAAAUAUUGUAAACUUGCUACUUUUCUCCUCUAAAAAAAUUGAAAUUUUAUGACUUUUUAUUUUGGGGAGGAAAAAAGACUUAAAGCUAAUAGCGAGUCAAAAUGAGGACUUGUGUCAUAUUGCCAGAAAAAUAUGACCAAAAAUAAAAAAUUGCAUCUUCAAUGGAGAGUUGAGUGCAGAUUGUGGAAGCCGUUUGGCUCAUAGCGCUGAUGUAAGCUAAGCUAAAGGAAAACAAAAGCGCAACUUGUGCUGCAACAACAAGCCUGCGACUCAUCCGCGACAAGAUGAGGGCGGCCAUUGUUCUUUGUUUUGGUUGUUUGUUUUCUUCCACUCUGCGAGGUUGACAAAGCAAAAGUUUUGUUGCGUACAUUUUCCAUGAAGGCCCUUUUUCAACUGGGGACCAAUAAAACCAUGUGGGGGUUGUCAAAAAA